Messenger RNA from Hibiscus syriacus, 2009 nucleotides. Its product is annotated as ankyrin repeat domain-containing protein 13C-like. The transcript is spliced from 2 exons. NCBI's taxonomy places the organism in Eukaryota, Viridiplantae, Streptophyta, Magnoliopsida, Malvales, Malvaceae. The annotation marks the transcript as partial. Gene Ontology annotation, molecular function: protein binding. Gene Ontology annotation, cellular component: cytoplasm. The record is from RefSeq and is a predicted model, not a curated record.
UGAAUUUGUUGAUUUGUAGGGAGGAAUAGUUUGCUUAUGUGCUCGAAUUGUUGGGGGAUUUUGAGUUGAAAUCGAGUGUGUUCUAAUGUUGAUGGCGUGUUUUGAUUCCUGAGGGAUCAAUGGCGAGUAUUAAUGUUUCUAAGUACGCACACAGUCCCAUACACAAAGCUGUUGCGACCAAGGAUCAUGCCGGGCUCAAGACGAUACUCGCCGCACUCCCGUCUCUCGGGAACCCGGAUUUGAUUCGGACGGAGCAAGACUCGUUGGCCGAGGAAGAGAAGGCCGAUGCGAUCUCCACCGUGGUCGAUUUUCGCGAGGUUCCCAACAGGGAUACUCCUCUCCAUUUGGCCGUUAAACUCGCGGACGAGACGUCGACCGAAAUGCUUAUGAUCGCCGGUGCCGAUUGGAGCCUUCGGAAUGAGCUAGGAUGGAGUGCACUCCAAGAAGCGAUUUGUAAUCGGCAGGAAGCGAUUGCGGCGAUUAUCGUUCGGCAUUAUCCGCCGUUGGCGUGGGCAAAAUGGUGCCGAAGGUUGCCUCGCCUGUUGGGAACAAUGCGAAGGAUGAGAGACUUUUACAUGGAAAUCACGUUCCAUUUCGAGAGCUCUGUGAUACCUUUCAUUUCCAGGAUUGCUCCUUCGGAUACGUAUAAAAUUUGGAAGAGGGGUGCGAAUUUGAGAGCGGAUAUGACGUUGGCCGGAUUCGACGGUCUUAGUAUUCAACGUUCGGAUCAGAGUAUUAUUUUCCACGGUGACGGUUCCGAGGAUGGGAAGGUUCCGUCAGGAUCACUUUGUAUGAUCAAACAUAAGGAUAAAGAGGUGAUCAAUGCUUUCGAAUACGACGGUACCGGUUCUCAAUCAACCGAGGAAGAGAUUAAACAAGAAGUGGCUGCAAUGUUUCGGACUAAUAUAAUGCGACCCGGGAUAAACGUGUCGCAGGCGGUCCUUGUGCCGCAAAUGACGUGGAGACGACAUCCGAGAACCGAAAUGGUGGGUGCCUGGAAGGCUAAGGUGUACGAUAUGAACAAUGUUGUUUUUUUCAUCAAAUCUAGGAGGGUGCCAGGGGCCAUGACAGAUGAAGAGUUCUUAGCAGCUUCCAAUGAGAAUGAAACAGAGGGUGAAGAGCUCGAAGACAUCUUGACCGAAGACGAAAAGAGACAACUCGAAGUUGCUCUUAAGUCCGAUCAGUCGGAGAUAUCCAACGAGAAUGGCGAUUGCCGUCCCGAGGAGGGCAAUGGUUAUAAAAAUGCAGAGACUAAGCAGGAAAAGAAAGGAUGGUUUGGCGGAUGGAGGAAACGGGAUUCAAAGAAUGAAAAAGCGAGUGAUUCGGUUGGAGACACUCCAUCUGGGAGUCGGAUAAAACCAAGUAAACAUUCUGUGGAGACCGCAGCAAAGGAGGACGAGCAUCGAAGGGUAACGGAUUCAAGAACAUCGACUUCUACGACUUGGGAGAGUGUUAAUCAGCAUCGGGAUAGUGGCCGGGGCAACGAGUUUAGGAAAGGGUUGAAGACUGUUCUUUGGCUUUCUUCCAACUUCCCAUUGCAAAUCGAUGAACUCUUGCCAUUGCUAGACAUUCUAGCAAACAAAGUUAAGGCCAUUCGUCGGUUAAGAGAAUUGCUCACUACAAAGCUUCCACCCGGCACCUUCCCUGUCAAGGUUGCUUUCCCUGUGGUACCAACAGUGAGAGUAUUGGUUUCUUUCACCAAGCUCGAAGAACUACAGCCAGUCGGAGACGAGUUCUCGACACCCCCUUCGAGCCCCCGUUCGGGACAAGAAAGAUCCUCGGCAACACGCCCGACGGGUUCGUCUUGGUUUCAGUGGAUAAAGGUGCCGUAUCCACGCCAGGGCACAUCCGAAAAGACGGAAAAUGUUCAAGAUCCAUUCGCAAUACCCCAAGAUUAUACUUGGAUUACAGCUCAAGAAAUGAAGAAGAGGCUGCAAGAGAAGAGCAAAGCAGCAGCAGCAGCUGCGGCAGCUAAGAAAGGCAAGACUCAGAACCCCAAGGUCCCAGAA